AUGCGUAGUGCCAACAGACCCGAAGAUCUAGUGGCCUGGAAGAAGCCGGGCAUCUCGACGGACAAUGAGGCUACACCGUUUAGCGUUUACAAACAAACGUUUACAGUGUUGCGCCUAUCACCGGGGAGCUUUAAUGGCCCCCGAGAAGAAGCACGGGUCAUGAGGAUCAAGCCGCGACACCCGCACCUGCAAGGCCCCACAAAGGCCAUUGUAGAAGACCCCGACGACGACGACGACGACGUUGAAUUCACAACGUUU
This is a messenger RNA of Iphiclides podalirius (scarce swallowtail), 258 nucleotides long. The record is from the annotation of a GenBank genome assembly. NCBI's taxonomy places the organism in Eukaryota, Metazoa, Arthropoda, Insecta, Lepidoptera, Papilionidae.